This is a messenger RNA of Xiphophorus hellerii (green swordtail), 4305 nucleotides long. Its product is annotated as homeobox protein Mohawk-like. The transcript is spliced from 7 exons. Bases 691 to 1896 code for a protein of 401 amino acids. Gene Ontology annotation, molecular function: DNA-binding transcription factor activity, RNA polymerase II-specific; RNA polymerase II cis-regulatory region sequence-specific DNA binding. Lineage: Eukaryota; Metazoa; Chordata; Actinopteri; Cyprinodontiformes; Poeciliidae. Gene Ontology annotation, biological process: cell development; regulation of transcription by RNA polymerase II; muscle organ development. Gene Ontology annotation, cellular component: nucleus. The record is from RefSeq and is a predicted model, not a curated record.
UAACUUUUCUAACCUGCUGUAGCAGCUGGCUGUGCCACAAUGCUAAUGCUAGCUAACAUAAACAGGAACAAGUUCCAAGUUAUUCAGUUACAGCUGCUGUUUUAUCUUUUUCAUCUGUGAAAGCUUUAAGUUGCUCUGUCCUUCAGCUUCCUGGCCAAUCAAAUCAAACCAUGAAUCUUUAGCAGCUAAAAUCUAUUCAAGCUUUUUGACAUAAUAAAUUAAACUCCAUCAGCAGCAGCAGCAGCAGCCAGCAGCUCCUAAACAGACAUUAUUUGUCCAUUGGGUCUCUAAUCCUCAGUGGCUCAGACAGACAGCCUGCUUCUUUCAGACUCAUGCCCGCCUCCCUCUCCUUCCCUCUGGGGGCCGCUGCCCCUGAACCGGCCUAAAGCAGCAGCAGGAUGUUCGCAGGCUCAGCCUCUGUGCAAGGAAACAUGAGCAGGCGCAGAUAUUCAGAGUCCCGGGCCGCCGGAUAAAACCAGAGGAGGAGACGGCGGUCCGUGUGGUUGGAGCUCAGAAACUCAGGCGGGGAACAUGUGAGCGGGGCAUGGGCGGCUGGGAGCGGGAUUAUUGUUCAGCACAGCCGAGAGACGCAGGAGGGAGCCGGGGAAGGAGAGACGCGGGGACAGUUUUCCUCCACGAACCUUUUGGAUUGGAGCGCAGCAGAGAGAUCUGCGGACCGAGCGGCCAAAGAUGAACACCGUUGUGUUUAACAAGCUGAGCAGUCAGGUCCUGUUUGAGGAGAAGGCGAAGGAAGUGGAAAUGAGCAGCAGAAAUUACCUGGAGGUCAUCGACGGCCAACAUCCAGAUCUCCUCUGCAGCAGCCCGGCCAUCAGAGACAGCCAGGCGGCCAGACACAGGCGGAGCGGGGGUCGUCCCAGCGGCAGCAAAGUGCGACACAAGCGCCAGGCCCUGCAGGACAUGGCGCGGCCGCUCAAGCAGUGGCUCUACAAGCACAGAGACAACCCGUACCCGACCAAGACGGAGAAAAUCCUGCUGGCGCUCGGCUCGCAGAUGACUCUGGUCCAGGUGUCCAACUGGUUCGCCAACGCCAGGAGACGCCUGAAGAACACGGUGAGGCAGCCGGACCUGAGCUGGGCGCUCCGGAUCAAACUCUACAACAAAUACGUUCAGGGCAACGCCGAGAGGCUGAGCGUCAGCAGCGACGACAGCUGCUCCCAAGAUGGAGACAACCCUCAGAGGACACAGAGCGGUCCUGAGGAUCUCACCAAGCCCUUGUACCAGAGCGUCAUCAAGAAGGAAGGCUCCCCCAUGGUGGGCGUGGCCAUCGGCAUGGACCCAGGGCUGCGUUCUGCAGUGGAGGCCGAGGACUACGUGUCUCCACCCAAGUACAAGAGCAGCCUGCUGCACCGCUACCUGAACGACUCUCUGCGACACGUCAUGGUGGCCAACGCUGUCAUGGACGCUCGCAAGAGGAACCACUCUGGCUCCUUCAGCUCCAAUGAGUUCGAUGACGAGCUGCUGUCGCCAUCGUCCUCUGAAGCUGAGGCCCACUUCGUCUAUCGAGCCGAAGCCACAGACCAUGGAUCAAGUCAACAUGACAAGGGCAACGGUGGCGUCGCAGCGACGCAGAAGGCCAAAGAUGAGACGUACUGGAAGGAGAUCAACGCCGCCAUGGCCUUGACCAACUUGGCUCAGGGGAAGGACAGCGUCUCCGGGACAACCAGCUGCAUCAUCCAGAAGUCCUCCCAUAUAGCUGAGGUGAAGACUGUUAAAAAGGUUCUAGCUCUGACGUCCUCCCAUCCAAAAGUAGAAACCAGUAAACAUUCCUCUCUCCGCAAGUUUGAACUGAACUCCCCUUUAAAUGAAGAGAACUGUUUCUUAAGGAGGGAAAAGGGUUUGUUUAAAGCUGAAGAUGAAAUCAUUUUGUCAUGUUGAAGUUCCCGUUUUGUACCAUUUCCCUUCCAUUGUCAGUGCCUUAACAUUCCCAUUCUUGAAGCAAGAAAUGUUUGUAAUGUUAUAUUAUUAUCCAAAGUGAACUUAUCAGCUCAAUGAUGAUGAGCUACGGAACUGAAAAUCAUCUGGUGUUAAAAACUAGCGGUACAAUAAGCUGGGUUAGGUUUCAACAUGGAGCAGAAGGUACAAACAUCUGAUUAAAUAUAAUUUAUUUAAGGUUAAAAUUUUUACAUUAACUUACUGCAUUGUGUCUUUAAGGUUCUGUGUCAGUGCAUCUUCCCAGUGCAAAGUGACACUCACUUUAGCAAUCCUUAAUUUGAAAUUGGAAUUUUGGAAGUUUUUAUUUUUCUUUGCCAAGUCUUAAAUCUGCAGUAUGUAACUUUUAUCAUUUUUUUUUUCAUAUUUGUUGAAAUUAUGUUGUAACAUUUUGGUAUGAGACAGAUAACCUAUUGAAGCUCCUUUGCCUUUUCCCAGUGCUAACCAGAAACAACCAAUCAGAGCCUGAAGGCGGGUGUUAGUGCUGUCAAUCACCCGCCUUGUGGCGAGGGUGACAGCAGAGCCUGUAUAAAAGUUACAGACUACAGCUUUAAGGCUUUUUAAAACCUUGUAUUAUGGCAAAUACUUAGACUUCAGUAUUCAGUAAAUGCAGUUCAAAGUUCUUUUCCGUAACCAAAACCCAUAAACAUGAUUUUGGAGAAAUCAAACUGAAAACCUUCUGAUUACCAGACUCUUACCACAGAGGUACAGCUGCCUCAGAUUUACCACUACAUUAGCCUGAAACCCGGUCACCGUGAUGCCUUUUUUCUGUUCAGCAAUAUAUCAUGUGACUAGUGAAAUAAAAAAUUUCAGUGAGAAUGACAGUUUCUCGCUCAGUUGAUCAGGUGCUGAUGUGAACCCUUGCGUUCCUCAUGGUUAUGUUGGGGUUGCCUGGAUGUCUUUUUGUUUUGUUUUGGUCAGUUUUGUUUAUCCAGACUGUUGCAUUAGGAUCAUGUCUUGGCAUCCAGUGGAAAGAGUCUGUUUCUAGAGAAAAUACUUUUCCUAAUGGUGCACAUGUCAUAAACUUUUGUGGUGAGCUUGGAAAAGCUCACAGUUGUAAAAAAAAAAAACAAAGAAAGAAAAAACAAAACCUUCUCAUGUCCUUGGGAGAAAGUGAAGUUGGCCCUCUGUGCUGACUUUUAACUUAAUACGCCUUCAAGGUAUUGUUCAUGUGUUAUGAAACCUAAAGUGUAACAUGAAUUGCUCAGUUUGAGUUUUAUGACAUGCAGUCUGUUGUUAUGGUCAAGGACUUUGCAAAAGAGUGAAGUUGCACAGUGACUUUUUUUUUUUUUUUUUUUUUUACAUGUCUCGAAUGCUUAACAAAAGUCUGUACUUAAAGUUCGUGGUUGGGGAGGUGUUUCAACAAAAUGAAAGAAAGUUCAAGAAAUGAGGGGUGCCUUUGCCUUACUGCAGUCGGUGUGCCUAAACAAGUAGAAGGAAAUGAGUCAAACCUGCCAAUCCCUAGUAAGGCUGUUGGCCUCCUAUAGGUGUUUAUAUACAUCAGAUCCAGGCAGGGAGGACCUGGAUCCAUGCCUUCGUCUCUGAACGAAGGCAUGGGCCUCACAACUCGCACACUGAGAGGAGAGGAGGCAGGGGAAGGUAAGGAGAGUUCAGGGACAGAAAGUCUCUAACAACCAGAGACCGGUCACACUGGCUAACCCAUGAACCCCACUGUGGACCAGACUGUCUGAGGUCUUCAACAAACUCUCCACUUCAUCUGGGAGGAUCCAGUCAGAGCCUUUAAAUACACGUGUUAACAUGUUUCUUCAUACCUUACCUGCCUUGUGAAGUAACUACGCCAGCUGGAGUGUGAAGCCUCACUCAGGGAACGAUGGUUACCUUCCUGAUACGUCCUCCUUACGGCCAGUCAACAGAACCCUGUUAGGGUCGACAGUACGGUAAAUAAGUCAGGGAGGAGGUGAAAUGAGGACAAACAAUGAAGCUCAUUCCAAUCAUUUUGUAAAUCAAAAGGUUCUGUAUCAAUGAACUGAAGCCAUCGUCUGUGAUCCUGAACAGAACUGAUGCUUUAACAGGGAGAACCUUGUUCCCCCGACAACAGAGGAGUCAUUGUGGAUAUUGUAGCAUCACACAGUAAAUCAGGACACAUAGGGAUGAAACAGGAACAAGAUGUUUUCAUUAUUUAUAUUUAAAAUGGCAACCAUCAAUUUUUUUUAAUGUUGACUCACAAAGUGAGAUUUUUUAAAAUGUUAUUUUAUUUUUUGCUUAUUCAAAUGGAGACUGGAUGUUCAGUCCAAUGACCAAAAUGCAUAUCUCCCUUUUGUUCGAUUUGUUUUCAUGUAAAGCCAUUUUUUUUAUGCUGCUUUGUAACAACAACGAAUAAAACUCUGAAUGAAA